AUGGACACUACUAAGGAAACCAAAUUCAUCUUAUUUGAUACAAAUGCUCAAAAGAUUGUCAAUCAGGGUAUAACAGAGCUCUUAGAAGGAAAUUUUCAGGAGAUAUCAGACCCAACUAAUGUCCCAAUGCCUCUCCAGAACUUGGUUGGAAAGACUUAUAAGUUUCUUGCAACAAUAGCAACUGCAAACAUCACCGAAGGUAAAGAAACUUACAAAGUCUCUUAUGUGGAAAUGGGCGAUGCCGAUCAGAUGUGUAUCUCUAAUAGCAAUGGAACUGGUGAUUUUAAUGGAACUGCGACUAAUACUCCUUCUUCCAAACGUAAAGAGAACUCCAUUGAUGUGGCUGAACAAUCAUCAUCUUUUAAGAAAAUGUGUCUACCAUCCAUAAAAGAUGCCAUUGAAGACGAAAAAGUGGAGGGAUUUGUUGAAAAUGGAGUUACAGUUCCACACCCAGAAAAAAGAGGAGGGGAGAAGGAUAAUGCUGAUUAA
Capsella rubella is the source of this 489-nucleotide messenger RNA. RefSeq lists its product as uncharacterized. Lineage: Eukaryota; Viridiplantae; Streptophyta; Magnoliopsida; Brassicales; Brassicaceae. The coding region runs from base 1 to 489 and encodes 162 amino acids. The record is from RefSeq and is a predicted model, not a curated record. The transcript has 3 exons.